AUGUCGUCGUAUUGCGAGUCUAGUUGCGACUGGGAUAGGAGCUGCCAUGUGGAUGGCUGCUCGAAGAAACAUGCCUACAUACGCCGCGAAGGUGACAUCAGGCUCUACUCUGAGUUCUGCGCAGACCACACUUGCAAGUACUGCGUCUUUGGCGAAUCCAUGUGCAGGAAGCCAAAAGACACACACCAUCGGUUUUGCUCCAUCCACCGAAAAUGCGGGGUGGAAGACUGCGUGAACAGAGGGGAUUGUCCGCCCACUGUCCCCUUGCCUUGGAUGUGCCCAAGCCACAUAUGUAGGGUUGAUGAUUGUUGGAAGCAGAGGCAUGAUCACUACGGCUAUUGCAAAAGCCAUCGGUGCUUGACGGUCAAUUGUUUUGAGAGGCGAGUCGCAGACUCAGACUAUUGCGUCGACCACACUGGAAGGAUAUGCCGUGAGGAAAACUGCCGGGAAUACGUCCAUCACGACUUUCGCUGCAUCUUACAUCAGAAAUGCCCGGUCAAGGAUUGCAAGCACUACCGAUUUAGACAUAAGGACGGACUGUGGGACCACUGCGAGAAGCAUUAUCACGAAAUUCGCUGUGUCGUCAAAAACUGCAGCAUUUUAUGUCUCCCCAACUCUCGGUACUGCCAUCUCCACAAGUGCACCUUUGAGGGAUGCCUCAACUUCCGGGACAACGAGAAGGAUAUCGACAAGAUAUUCUGUCGCGAUCACGGUUGCGAAGUUUCUCGAUGCUAUGCUGUGGCCAUUGUGGUCACGAAGGGCGGAGGCGGCUUCGGGCCAUACUGCCGUCGGCACACCUGCACCGUGGCUGACUGUCGCGAAGUAUGCGAGAGCGGGAGGUACUGUGGGCGUCACUCUUGUCAAUGGAGCAGUUGCGAAAAGAUUCAUCUAGAUGGAGGAAGUUUCUGCGCAGAGCAUGAGUGCAAGACUGCUGGAUGUCGCAAAAAGCCCAAGCUUCGUCUGGGCUACUGCGAGGAGCACUGCUGCAAGACAGACGGGUGCCUCAACUUUUGCGACAUCGGAUCCGACAAACUGUGCUUUGAACACUCCAGAGGAGAACUGCACAAGAAGAUCAAACACCUUGAGGACAGAUUGAGGGGACGAGGUCACGACGCACAGCAUCACGAAGAUCUGAAAAGUCGUCACGAAAAGUUGGUUAGAGAUUACGACAUAUGCGUGCUGCGAUUGAACGAAAGCCAAGAAGAGGUUCGCAUCUUGAGGAGCACUUGGAUUUCGGAAGAGGACAACCGCAUCUGGAGGAAAGAUCUGGAGGACCGAAACGCACGGUUGCUGGUUGACCUGAAGCGGGAGCAGCAUAGGGUCGAGCACUGGGAGCGCAAAGCAGGCGAACUACUGCGGCGAAUUGACGAGUUGGAGUGCCUGCUGACGGAUGAGAGGCACAGAGGCCCCCCAUCGGACAUGUACGAGCGUCAAAUCGCGGACCUCCUGCGCAAGGUCGAAAUUCUCGAAGAGGACCUCCGAAAGGAACGCGAGAACCACUCGGUACACGAGGGACGAAGACGCGAAGUUGAAAGACUUUUGCGCAUAAUUGCCGACCUUGAGAGAAAGCUUGUGGAAGAGCACAAGAGAGCAACAAGAACCGAUGAACUUAUUAAAAAGGUGGAGAUGCUCCAAGGCAUGCUCGCCAGCGAAAGGGAUCAGAAAGAGAUGCUUCUCGAGGAAAUCGCCAAGCGCGAUGAGUACGAUCGUUGCCGUCGGGAACAAGAUGAUCGUCGUAGGUGGAGAAGAGGCAGUUGGGAGAGACGGUCGCGCUAUUGA
Colletotrichum truncatum is the source of this 1779-nucleotide messenger RNA. RefSeq lists its product as uncharacterized. The record is from RefSeq and is a predicted model, not a curated record. NCBI's taxonomy places the organism in Eukaryota, Fungi, Ascomycota, Sordariomycetes, Glomerellales, Glomerellaceae.